Messenger RNA from Acanthochromis polyacanthus (spiny chromis), 1484 nucleotides. Its product is annotated as alcohol dehydrogenase 1-like. Bases 151 to 1287 code for a protein of 378 amino acids. The transcript has 9 exons. The record is from RefSeq and is a predicted model, not a curated record. Gene Ontology annotation, biological process: formaldehyde catabolic process. NCBI's taxonomy places the organism in Eukaryota, Metazoa, Chordata, Actinopteri, Pomacentridae. Gene Ontology annotation, molecular function: zinc ion binding; S-(hydroxymethyl)glutathione dehydrogenase [NAD(P)+] activity. Gene Ontology annotation, cellular component: cytosol.
UCCCAAAGUCCAGAUGUUUGUGUAACUCCUCAUCAAGCAGCAGUAUUUAAACAUCAAAUCCAAAUCCAGUUGUCCUUCACAUUCUGCAGUCCAGCAUCUCUUGUCCUUCUCAACUCCUCUCAUUUUUUGAGUCCUAUCAUUGCUCCAGAUAUGGCUACAGCUGGUAAGGUGAUCAAGUGCAAGGCAGCAGUAGCCUGGGAGCCCAACAAACCUCUGGUGAUUGAGGAGAUUGAAGUGGCUCCACCUAAGGCCAACGAGGUCCGCAUCAAGAUUGUGGCAACAGCAGUGUGCCGUUCAGACCUUUACUUCCUUUCGGAGUUUAUGCCUAAGGAAAACUUUCCCAUAGUGUUGGGCCAUGAGGCAGCCGGCAUCGUAGAGAGUGUCGGACCUGGAGUCACGGAAUUUCAGACAGGAGACAAGGUGAUUCCUCUGUUUCUCCCCCAAUGCAGAGAAUGUCGCUUCUGUAAGAGUCCAAAAUCCAACCACUGUGAUAAUUCAGUGCUGAUUGGUGCUAAUAAUACCAUGGCAGAGUCAGACUCCAGGUUUACCUGUAAGGACAAGAAGGUGCGGCAGUUUAUGGGAACCGGCACCUUCUCUGAGUACACUGUGAUGAACCAGAUCGCUGUGGCCAAGAUUGAUCCUGCAGCUCCUCUGGACAAAGUCUGUCUCCUUGGCUGUGGGAUCUCCACUGGAUAUGGAGCAGCAGUAAAUACUGCUCAGGUUGAACCAGGAUCCACAUGUGCUGUGUUUGGUCUGGGAGCUGUGGGUUUGGCUGCAGUCAUGGGCUGUUAUGCUGCAGGAGCAAAGAGAAUUAUAGCUGUUGACAUCAAUCCAGAGAAGUUUGAGAAGGCCAAGGUGUUUGGUGCUACUGACGUCAUCAACCCCAAAGACCACAAUAAGCCCAUCCAUGAGGUGCUGAUUGAGAUGACCAAUGGAGGAGUGGACUACUCCCUGGAAUGCAUUGGGAAUGUGGAAGUCAUGCGCAGUGCUUUGGAGUCUUGUAUCAAAGGUUGGGGUGUUUCCGUGAUUGUUGGCGUGACAGACAUGCAUGACUUUGCUGCUCGUCCCAUUCAGCUCAUUGCUGGACGGACAUGGAAGGGAUCCCUGUUUGGAGGAUUUAAGGGUAAGGAUGACAUUCCACAGAUGGUUAAAGCAUACAUGGAUAAGAAGGUGAAGCUGGAUGAGUUCAUCACUCACAACAUGACUUUGGACCAAAUCAAUGACGCCAUCGAACUGAUGAAGCAUGGCAAAUGUAUCCGGUGUGUGAUGAGUUUUUCUCCACAAUAAGACCCCUCAAAACAAUCUACCACCAAAGUGAUCUACAACGGCAGUCUGCUCCCAUACCAUCAGCGAAAUCUAAAUAUAAGUCAUUCAAAGCACAAAAUAAGACCAACUGGUUGGCAAUCAUCUUCAGGGUUUAUGUGAGCAAGAACUAAACAUGUCAAAAUAUUAACAGAGCACAAUAAAUGGCUUAAUUGGUCGUA